Molecule: messenger RNA, 833 nt
Organism: Chlamydomonas reinhardtii
Lineage: Eukaryota; Viridiplantae; Chlorophyta; Chlorophyceae; Chlamydomonadales; Chlamydomonadaceae
Exons: 2
Coding region: 368-595 (75 amino acids)
Source: RefSeq, a predicted model, not a curated record
GCACUGCCAUGUGCUGCAUGCCCCUUCCCCACGCCCGACCCAGAACCAGAGGGCAAUAAGGGCAGUUGCUCAGGACAUGGGGCGGAUGAGCCUCAAGCCUCAAUCCCACACAUGACCUACUACUAACACUAACCCAUCCAUAACCAACUAGCCGCGAACACAAGCAGUCCCUCCCGCUCCCACUCACCCAGGUUGUCGAUUCCUGUGGCUGUCUAUUCCUGCUGUGGCUAGACAUCGCACGGGCAGUGCAGGCGCAAGUGACAGGCGGGGCGUAUGGGAGAGGGCCGCCCAUCGGCCCAAGGCUGUUCGCUUCGGGGCUUCAAGCAAUACUUCCCACUUUGAAGUAGCUGUCAGUUAAUACAUAGCCAUGACCGUUGACGAGCGGUUCAACGGCAACGCGGCCGGCCGAGAGGGCCGGGGAAGUACCGGCGGCGAUGCGGCGGCUGCCACAGCCGGCAGCGCAGCACAGGGCGCUGCUGCGGCAGCAUCUAGCGGCGGUGGCGACAGCGGUGGCGGCGGCGGACAGGCGGCGGAGGGAACCGCGCGCAGCGCGGCGGCGUCCACUGGCAGCGCGGGCCAGACAUCGGUCUCGUAAGAAGCUAGCACUGCCAUGCGCUGCCCUUCCCGCAUGCCCGUCCUCGAAACUCACCAACAUGACGGCAGCUGGUAAGCGUGGUGAAAACGCCAGCGCCGCCGAGGCAACAGGCUGAGCGAUCGGCGACAAGUCGAAAAGGGCGAGCGUUGCGCAGUCACUGGGAAAAGGCGCGCCACCUGCUGAGGACGAUAGUGUGUAUCGCAUCUGCUGACUGGGAGCCGCGGGAAAGAGAAAGAAA